This is a messenger RNA of Fragaria vesca subsp. vesca, 1035 nucleotides long. Its product is annotated as ZF-HD homeobox protein At4g24660-like. Bases 290 to 586 code for a protein of 98 amino acids. The record is from RefSeq and is a predicted model, not a curated record. The transcript has a single exon. Lineage: Eukaryota; Viridiplantae; Streptophyta; Magnoliopsida; Rosales; Rosaceae.
AUAGAUUAAAGUAUGUCAAAAUGUUAAGUAUAGCUGCUAGGGUUAGGGUUAGGCAUCAACUAAAUACAGACAUAGCCAUUUUCUUUUUCUUUUCCUUUAUUUUUUUACAAAAAUGAUUUUUUUUCUUUUUCUUUUUUCUGGUUUAUAGUGAUUGGGCGCCUGUAUAUAGAUAUAUAUAUAGCUAGCCUUCUUGCUGGUACAGCAAGGUAUCGAGCUCCAAGUCUCCAACAUCCCAUUUCAUCAAAUCGACUAAGAAAGUCGAUUUCUAGGGUUUGAUCCGAAGAAAUUGAUGAAGAAACAGCAAGUGGUAGUCAGAAGAGAUGGGUCGUCCCGGAGGAGCUCAAGCAGUACUUCAUCUUCAGUUGUUAGAACUGUGAGGUAUGGGGAGUGCCAGAAGAAUCACGCUGCGAAUAUCGGAGGGUACGCGGUGGAUGGAUGCAGAGAGUUCAUGGCAAGUGGGGAGGACGGCACGGCGGAGGCGCUGACGUGUGCUGCUUGCGGCUGCCACCGGAAUUUUCACCGGAGGGAAGUGGACACGGAGGUUGUUUGUGAGUAUACUCCACCCAAUAAUUCUUAUCAACAAUAAUAGUGCCUGUGCUUUCAUAAUUGAACCGCGUGUAUAGGACUGAAUGAAGAAGGGUCUUUGAUUUCUCUGAAAGUAGUUAACUGAAUGAUGCCAAAGAUUGUGAAUUCUGAUUUGAUUUGCCAACCUCUAUGUAUAUGACUGUAAGAUGAGAAUCAAACUUUGAUUUGAUUGUCAAAAGGAAAAGUUUCUCAAUAUUCAUGUUCUACAUGUUCGCAUGUCUUCCUUAUUAAUAUUAUGCUUUCUUUUCAUGAAUUCCUUUUCUUUCUUUUCUAAAUUUAUCCCCAAAUUCGAAUUCUCCAUUAGCAAGCGCAAUGCAGAAAUGUAUAGUCUGCUAGUUCUACUAGUGCAGAAGCCUAAAUUUCCUGGUUAUUUCUACUAGUUCUUUCCUUGUGUAUCAUCUUGAUGAUUUCAUACAAGACAUCUGCAUACCAUUGUGUGUGGUAAAAAGG